AUGGGGAGAGCUCCUUGCUGUGACAAAGCCAAUGUGAAGAAGGGUCCCUGGUCACCAGAAGAAGAUGCUAAGCUCAAAUCCUAUAUUGAAAAGCAUGGCACUGGUGGUAACUGGAUUGCUUUGCCUCAAAAAAUUGGCCUCAGGAGAUGUGGGAAGAGCUGCCGCCUCCGAUGGUUAAACUAUCUCCGUCCAAAUAUCAGACAUGGAGGCUUCUCCGAAGAAGAAGAUAACAUAAUCUGCAGCCUAUAUAUAAGUAUUGGAAGCAGGUGGUCUAUUAUUGCGGCACAGUUACCUGGAAGAACUGAUAACGAUAUCAAGAACUAUUGGAACACGAGAUUGAAGAAGAAGUUACUUGGUAAACAGCGCAAAGAACAAGCAGCACGUAGAGGUAGCUGCCAAAAGCGAGAGAUCAUGAGGAAAGGAAGGGAAAACUCCAUGGUUUCUGAUACCAAUAACCAAAACCCAUACUGGCCAGAGCUUCCUGUACUGCCUCCGAUACCUUAUUUGAACGAAGAACCACGUUUCAACGAUCAUGCUUCAAUCAGAAAAUUGCUGAUAAAGCUUGGAGGAAGGUUUUCUGAUGAAGAUCAACCUAUCAAUAAGCUACAAACUGUCGAUAACCCAACAAAUCUUCAGUUUCCUAUUGAUAUUUCUUACCAUCAACAACGAUGCGAGAACGCCAUUAAUAUGCACUCUUCUGCUCCCAUGGAUGCCUUGAACACAACUGUUUCUCCAUUGCCCAACAACCAAUACAACAUAGAUAGUGCAGGCCUGGCUCUAUUGCCAGGAGAAAGCAGUUUUCCAGAUGAGCUUGAGGGAAUUUUAUAUGACAAGACGCCUAGAUUGGAAGGCCUAGAGUUUUUGUAUGGGGACAUGGUUAAUCUGAGAAGUGGGACUAGUUGUGGGGAAAGCAUGGGUUGGGGUGAGAUAAGUUCUCUGGUUUUUCCUCAUGUUGCUUCAAACUAUGAAUAUCUUCAACAAGGGACGUUGCAAGAGUGUGCUUUCAACGAUCUUCGAUAUCGCGAGCUGCAGUAA
This is a messenger RNA of Ilex paraguariensis (yerba mate), 1035 nucleotides long. The record is from the annotation of a GenBank genome assembly. Lineage: Eukaryota; Viridiplantae; Streptophyta; Magnoliopsida; Aquifoliales; Aquifoliaceae.